Molecule: messenger RNA, 4524 nt
Organism: Cuscuta campestris
Lineage: Eukaryota; Viridiplantae; Streptophyta; Magnoliopsida; Solanales; Convolvulaceae
Source: the annotation of a GenBank genome assembly
GCCUCGCCGGAAACUCUCCAGCCUCCAGGUCCAGGAGUCCAGGUACGGAGUGUGCUAGGGCCGCUAGACAAUCUAUGCAGCUUCUAAUUAGUUGAAAAGCUUCAUUCGCAGCCAAUCUCCUUCGAUUCUUCUGCGCUCGCAGUUUGUUUGUUUUUGCAGAAAGAGGAAUUAGAAGAAGAUGAAUAAUCUGAAGCAAUGGAAGAGCCUCUCUUCAAAAGUCCGCCUACAAUCGGAGGAUGAAGUUCUCCGAUUAGCUGCUUUCGACAUGGAGCGUAAUCGCUUAUUCUGCGCAUCCUCAACAAAUAUAUUGUACACUACUCAACUGCCUCUGCAGGAUACAGGAGUUUUCAAUUCAACUUCCUACCACCAUCUUGAUAUAGAACCUGGAGACUCCAUAACUUGCAUGGAAUAUCUUAUGGAGAAAGAAUCACUUAUUGCUGGAACAUCCCAUGGGCUUAUAUUCUUACACAAUGUAGAUGAUAAUUUGACUGAAAUUGUUGGUCGAGUGGAAGGUGGUGUUAAGUGUGUCUCUCCUAGUCCUGAUGGAGAUCUGCUUGGCAUAAUUACUGGUUUUGGUCAAUUGCUGGUCAUGACACAAGAUUGGGAGGUACUAUAUGAGAUGGGGAUUGAUAAUCUACAUGAUGAUACUGACAUACAUGAACAAAAUAUUUCUUUGAAUGACUCUUUUGAAAGCAUCAUUUCAUGGCGAGGUGAUGGUAAAUACUUUGCCACUCUGAGCAGGGUAAAUGAUUCAUCUUGCUUGCAUAAGAAGCUUACAGUUUGGGAACGAGAAUCAGGGAAACAACAUUCUGUUUCUGAAUCAAAUGAUUUCAUGGGAGCAGCUUUUGACUGGAUGCCCAGUGGAGCCAAAAUUGCUGCAGUAUGUUACAGAAAGAAGUAUCCUUCUAUUGUUUUCUUUGAGAGGAAUUGCUUGGAAAGGAACUCAUUUAGCCUAAAUGAAGAAAUAGAUGUGACUGUAGAAAAUCUCAAAUGGAAUUUGAGUUCAGAUCUUUUAGCUGCAAUAGUACGUAGUGAAAAGUAUGAUUCCCUCAAGGUAUGGUGCUUCAGCAACAAUCAUUGGUACUUGAAGCAAGAAAUCAGAUAUGCAAAGGAGGACGAUGUUAAGUUCAUGUGGGAUCCAACUAUACCACUGCAGUUGAUUUGUUGGACUGUUGGGGGACAGAUCUCAACCUACAGUUUUAACUGGGUUACUGCCGUCAUGGAAAAUUCAGUGGCCCUUAUAGUUGAUGGCUGCAAGAUUUUAGUUACACCCCUUUCUCUGUCUCUUAUUCCUCCCCCUAUGUAUUUGUUUAGUUUAAAAUUUCCCAGUACGGUCCGAAAUUUGGCGUUCUCUACUAAGGGGUCUCAAAAUCAUCUGGCUGCAUCUUUGUCAGAUGGCAGCCUCUGUAUCCUAGAGCUUUCAGAACUUGGUACAUGGGAGGAUCUAGAGGACAAAGAAUUUGAUGUAGAGCGAGCAUCUGCUGAUACAUUAUCUUCUUCUCAUGCACAUAUGGCAUGGUUAGAUUCACAUAGACUCCUAUGUGUUUCCCAUUUAUAUAAAGAUGGGCUUACUGCAUAUCACCUACAGGAAAUGGAAUUUAUAUGUUCUGAAAAUCAUAUUCCUGGUUCAGUUACAUCCUCAGGCUGGCAAGCGAUGGUUUCAAAUCAUAUUUCUCUUGAAGGCAUUGUCAUUGGUGUUGUGUCUGACACAUUAAGAAGUUCAGCAUAUUUGCAGUUCGAUGGUGGAAAAGUUGUUGAAUAUAAUUCAAAAUCUGCCGGGGCAAGAGGAGUUCUUAAACGUAGUGAUUUAAGUUUUCAAUCCUCUUGUCCAUGUAUGAAACUUGCUCAUAUCGGAGGCCUCUUGUCACAUAAAAGCUUGUUCUUUGGUCUUGAUAAUAUUGGUCAAUUACAUGUUGGUGAGAACAUAUUAUGCAACAACUGCACUAGCUUUUCUUUUUACUCCAGUUCUGCUGACCAAAUUGUGACACAUUUGGUUCUUGCUACGAAGCAGGAUCUACUGUAUAUAGUUGACAUAAAUGACACUCAUAGAAAAGGAGUAGCAGCUGAAUAUGAGAACUUCCUGCCCAUUACUAGCAACAGAAAAAGAGUGGAUCCAAAAAUUUAUAUAAACAUUUGGGAAAGAGGUGCCACGAUUGCUGGUGUUUUGCAUGGAGAUGAGUCUGCGAUCAUUCUACAAACCAAUAGAGGUAAUGUUGAAUGCAUCUAUCCCAGAAAGUUGGUCCUUACCUCCAUCAUGAACGCCUUAAUCCAGAAGCGUUUUAAUGAUGCGUUACUAAUGGUAAGACGGCAUAGGAUCGAUUUCAAUUUUAUUGUUGAUGCUUGUGGGUGGAAAAGAUUUCUUGAGUCAGCUGGUGAGUUUGUCAAGCAAGUGAACAACUUGAGCUAUAUAACUGAAUUCAUUUGUUCAAUAAAGAAUGAAAGUAUCAUUGAUACUAUAUACAAGAGCUAUUUAUCUGUCCCUAGCUUAACGGGAGCUCAAUCUUUUGAAUCGGAAGAUGUCAUAGAUUUUGGUGGUAAAAACAAAGUCUCAUCUGUCCUUUUUGCUAUCCGAAUGGCUCUCGAGGAGCAUGUAGCUGAAAGUCCUGCAAGAGAACUUUGCAUUUUGACCACUCUAGCUCGAAGUGAUCCACCAGCCCUUGAAGAUGCUCUAGAGAGGAUAAGAGUCCUCCGAGAGCUGGAGCUAUCACAUUCAGAUGAUUGCCGGGGAGCUAACUAUCCUUCUGCUGAAGAAGCUAUGAAACAUCUUUUAUGGCUGUCUGACUCUGAGGUGGUUUUUGAGUCCGCUUUGGGUCUUUACGAUUUGAAUCUAGCUGCAAUGGUUGCCUUGAAUUCUCAGAAGGAUCCAAAAGAAUUUCUUCCAUAUCUUCAACAAUUAGAAAGCCUGGAAACGGUCUUGAUGCAAUACACUAUUGACCUUAAGCUGCAUAGGUAUGAGAAAGCCCUUAAGCACAUUGUCUUGGCGGGAGAUGCUUAUUUUGAGGACUGUUUGAACUUGAUAAAGGAUAAACCUCAUCUUUUUCCUUUGGGGCUUCAACUUAUCACUGGCUCUUCAAAAAGAGGGCAAGUCCUCGAGGCUUGGGGAGACCAUCUUAAUGACCAAAAAAACUUUGAAGAAGCUGCUGCAACCUAUCUGAGCUGUUAUUGUAUGGAUAAAGCAUUAAAAGCUUACCGUGCUUGUGGUAAUUGGGGUGGGGUUUUUAUGGUAGCUGGUCUUAUGAAAAUUGGAAAUGAAGAAAUUUUGCAGUUGGCUCAGGAUCUCUACGAGGAACUCUUGGCACUUGGUAAGCCAGGGGAUGCUGCAAAGAUUGCCUUGGAGUACUGUGGAGAUGUCAAUGCUGGUGUUACUUCAUUUGUUAGUGCAAGGGAAUGGGAAGAAGCAUUGAGGAUUGCUCUUCUGCACAAGAGAGAUGAUUUGGUCUUGGAAGUGAAGAAUUCAUCUGUAGAUUGUGCCAACUCAUUGAUUGGUGAAUAUGGGGAUGGUCUGGAGAAAGUGGGGAAGUACUUGACCCGGUAUUUAGCUGUUCGACAAAGAAGAUUGCUGCUUGCUGCAAAGCUGAAGUCUGACGGGACGUCUGUGAAUGAAUGUGAUUAUGAGACAUCUUCUGAAGCAAGCAGUAAUUUCAGUGGAAUGAGUGCCUAUACCUUGGGGACAAGAAACGGAGCAUCAACUACCAAUAGCUCAACUUCUGCGAAAAAGGGAAGAGGGUCGAGGUCUCAAAGAAACCAUGGGAAAAUACGUGCCGGCAGUCCUGGCGAGGAGUUGGCUUUGGUAGAGCAUUUGAAAGGGAUGGCUUUGGCCGCGGGGGCCAGACGUGAGCUUCACUCUCUUUUAAUCUGCCUAGUGAUGCUACACGAAGAUGCUGUAGCGAAGAAAUUGCAACUCAUUGCCAAAAAAUUUCAACUGUCUCAAACAGCUGCCGUGCGAUUAGCUGAGGACGUGAUGCCUUCUGAUAGAGUAGAUGAGCAAGCGCAUACUUUAGAGAAAUAUGUUCAGAGAGUGAGGGAUGAAAUGCAGCAUUCAGACAUCUUUUCUUGGCAGGUGAAAGCAUUGGAUUAACCAGUGGCAGAGGGAGGGUUGAGUUCUGGGGGACACUACCACAUUGAAGUCAUAUUAUGUAUCGUCGAAAAUGCCCUACAAUCACCUCAGGGGUCACGUGCCCUACGCCGUAGCCUUUUCUGUUUUUAGACAGAAACUUUCUUUUGCUAGUACUGGUUUCCCAAAUGGUGAAACUGUCAGUUCUUGCCUCUUUGUUUUUCUUGAUUUGGAUAACAGACAAUUUAGGAUGGUUCCAUGUGACCUAUCAAUCAUCAUCAUCAUCAUGCAUGGAAGGAUAGGGCUGUGUGUCACAGUAGUGUUAGGAGUUGUGGUUAGACAAGUUUUGUGGUUUAAAUUAUACUAUUUGCAUGUAAAUCUUGUACUGUAUAUUGCACAAACAAAAGCGUGAGCGCGAGAGAUAUGAAUUCUGAUAUCGAAACCUUUUUCUGGGGCUAAACAACAUUCCC